UUUGCGAGAGAUGCUUCUGUCCCAUUGAGCUGAGAGAGGGCGUCCGCCCGCCUCCCGCUGCCUCGCCCCGCCCCUCCGCCUGGUGGGCGUGCGGAAGAAAGUGGGCGGGGCGGGCGAGAGUCUGCGGCGGCGGAGAGUCGGGCGGUGGGAGCGAAGGCAGAGCGAGUCGCCCCGCUGUUUGAUCCCCCCGCCCCCCCUCCUGAGGGAACACCAACGGCCGGAAAGUGACGGUUGAGGGUGCAGGGGCGCGCGAGGGGCUUCUUUUCCCGCCCUUUUCUGACGGGUGGGGGGAGGGAGGGAAGAAAAGCCUUUUUCUGAGGGGAAUCGCUGAGGCGGCGGCGGCGGCGGCCGGUUCCUCCCUCCGCCAACCGCGGCGGGCCGCGCCCUCAGCUCCGCCGCCGGGUGAGGAGGGGCGAUGGGCGGGCCGGUGGUCUCCUAGCUCCGCCGCCGCCGUCGUGGCCCGCCGCCCGCCCGCUCCGAGGCCCGAGAGCGGCCCCCGCGGCUCCCCAGCCCGCCGCCCUCUGUUGUCGUCGUCGUCCUCCUCCUCUCUCCGCGGCCUGCCAUGUCCGGGGUGGUGCGGACCCUGAGCCGCUGCCUCCUGUCGGCCGACGCGGCGUCGGGCCGGGGCGAGAGGCCGCCGCCGCCGGGCGAAGGGGGAAAGGAAGGCGGGCGGGACGCGGAGCGCGAGGCCCGGCGCCGCAGCCGCGAGAUCGACGCGAUGCUGGCCCGCGAGCGGCGCUCGGUGCGGCGCCUGGUCAAGAUCCUGCUGCUGGGCGCCGGCGAGAGCGGCAAGUCCACCUUCCUCAAGCAGAUGCGCAUCAUCCACGGCCGCGAGUUCGACCAGAAGGCGCUGCUGGAGUUCAGGGCCACCAUCUACGAGAACGCCCUCAAGGGCUGCAGGGUUCUAGUCGAUGCACGGGACAAACUAGGGAUCCCUUGGCAGUAUACAGAGAAUGAGAAGCAUGGGAUGUUUCUAAUGGCCUUUGAAAAUAAAGCUGGGGUGCCCAUUGAGCCUUCCACGUUCCAGUUGUAUGUACCUGCCCUGACUUGCCUGUGGAAGGAUGCUGGGAUCAAGGAGGCGUUUAGCCGUCGAAGUGAAUAUCAGCUGGGUGAAUCGGUGAAAUAUUUUCUGGAUAAUUUGGACCGGAUUGGCCAAUUGAACUAUUUUCCCAGUAAGCAAGACAUCUUGCUGGCUAGAAAAGCUACCAAGGGGAUUGUGGAGCAUGACUUUAUCAUCAAGAAGAUUCCUUUCAAAAUGGUCGAUGUGGGUGGACAGCGGUCUCAACGCCAAAAAUGGUUUCAGUGUUUUGAUGGGAUAACAUCUAUACUAUUCAUGGUCUCCUCAAGUGAAUAUGAUCAGGUCCUUAUGGAAGAUAGACGCACAAAUAGACUAGUUGAAUCUAUGAACAUCUUUGAAACCAUUGUCAACAACAAGCUCUUUUUUAAUGUCUCCAUCAUUCUCUUCCUUAACAAAAUGGACCUACUUGUGGAGAAAGUGAAGAAUGUCAGCAUUAAGAAGUACUUCUCAGACUUCAGGGGUGAUCCUCACCGGCUGGAAGAUGUUCAGCGUUACCUGGUACAAUGUUUUGACAGAAAGCGGCGGAAUCGCAGUAAACCCCUCUUCCAUCAUUUCACCACAGCCAUAGACACUGAAAACAUCCGCUUUGUGUUCCAUGCUGUGAAGGAUACAAUCCUUCAGGAAAACCUUAAGGAUAUUAUGUUGCAGUGAAGGAAAACUGAAGGAACUGUCUAUUCAAACCUAGCCUAGUUGAAGGCCCAACCUUUAUAGCCUAUACGGUGGAUUUUUAAAAAAAAAGAUCCAUGCUGUUACUUGGCUCAAGGAAGCUGCAAAAUAGCCAGUCCCAAUGGAGGAGCAGCAAGCAGAAGGACUGUGAGAGCUCAAGCUAGCUACUGUAUCACUUAACUAAACAAACAAGCAAACAAAAAACUACUGAAAGUAGUAAAUUGCAAGUGCAGUGCCUUCUUUUGAACUCUUAAUAACAUUAUUGCCUUCUGCCUUUUGAAAAGAUAAUUCUAAGUUUGAAAAAUGACGUAAAGACAUUUGUGUUUUUUAAUCCACUGUCAUUGUGCAAGAGAGUUGGUUGUAAAGCCUGUCUGCCUCACUUGUUUUGGGUGCUGAAUUAACAAAUCCAGUAAGUUCAUUGAUACUUCUAUUUGGAGAAUACAUUGCAAUAUGUUAAUAUCUAAGUUUGGUGUACGCAAAAUUGUUUGCCAGUAACCAGACUGUGCUUGCCAAAAUGAUUAUCCAGCUCUUCUUUGAGACUCUCUACAGUUUCCCUCUUGUCGAAGUUUACAACUGUAAAUUGAACUUGGCUGGCCACACUAGUGAAUUUCAUUUUAGCAAUUGGCCUGAAAGGGGGCAGAAAUCCAAGACCUGGGUUGGUGCAACACAGGGCUGUACUUUGCACUACAUGUUACAGUGUUUAUUGCAUCAUGGAAAAUAAGACUUUUAUUUUCUUUUUAUUUUACUUUUCAUAUAGCAUGAGGCUGGAGCUCACACAGAUGCUCUGCUGAGACAUUAACUCUGUUCUCAAACCUAUAGUUGGAACUAUAUGAAAACUUUCUCUUGACAGAAUAUUAUGUAUGAGACAUAUUAUGGGCGUUCUCAUAAAAGGGAAGCUAAUGCUAUUCCUUAGCCAAAUGUUUGGUAAGCAGAGGCUGCUCAUAGCACUAAAGCCAAAUGCUCUUGAGGUUUCCACUUUACAGCUGCACUGAGUUUGGAAAGAAGAGCUCUGCUUUGAACUAAUCCUUAAUUGUUGCUGUAUGAAUUUACUAGGUUAUAUAAUAUACACUUAAAAUAUUGUAAACUGUCAAGUUCAAAGUUGCCCCUUUAAGGCUACUACAGAGUACAUGUGAAUUUGCAGGAGGCUGUGAAUAAUGUUGAUGUGAACUUCCUUUUUAAUUCUAAAGUGUUGAAUUUAACUAUGGGUGCCUAUUUUGUGUGUACUGAUGUUUCACACUCUGUCUGAUAUGAGGUAUGUAUUAACUACACUAAACCCUACAUUUUCAGUGCUAUAGACUUUAUUCAGGGAUCUUCUUAAACAUAAGAAAUGUUUACCAUACUUUUGGUACCAUACUUGUCAUAUCAAAUUAUAAAGGGCUUAUUCUUUCCUGUAUCAUGAUAUCAGAAUGCUGUAGCUUAUGCCCCUCUGGGACAAUCAUGUCUUACACAGUAGGCAAAACUCCAGGUAUAAAUGCCACCAAUAACAGCAAACUAAAACAAAUCUCUCAUGACUUCUGCUUGGACAAAUUCCAGGGUAUUUUUUUCCCCUCUGGGGAUUACUCACAUUUAUAUAAGCAUGUUUUUGUGUGGUGUACCCUACUUUGAACCAGAAAUUUUCCACUCUUAUAGUGAUGUUUGUGCAAAAUCAAGCUAAGUUUUGGACAUUAAGAAAGAGUUUGUCUCCUACUUUUUAUCUAAAACUAAAAUUUCAAUAAGACAACAACCAAACCACAUAGUGACUGCAGACAUUUCAACCUUUUGAGAUGAAAUUACAUUUGGAGACUUUCUAGUGACACUUGUCUUACUUUCUAGGACCAAUUAUUUUACUGUUUAAAUAUCUGCUUCUAGAAAAGAAAACAAUAUUGCAAUUUUGCCAUGAGUACGCUAAAGUGUUGAAUAAUUUUGCAGGCUAUGAAUGGGCUAUUCAAGGGUUAAGGGGAAUGCAUCUCAGCUACGAUUGCCGAUUUCUAUUCAUUGGGUUUCUUCAUUGAUGUCUCUUUUGAAAAUUUAAAUUCCACAUGCCUAAAAAGAUGUUUGAUUUGUGUUUCUCAAAUAGCUAUCUUGACAUGAGAAGUUUCAAGAGCAGUUUGUGAUGUGGAAUAUGCACCUGCUUUUAAAGGAGAAAAUUCCCAUUAGACAUGUUCACAACCCGUGGCAUUCAUAAGUAGCUCUUAUGUAUUCUGGUCACAGUAUUUUAAUUUGCUUCCUCAGCAGUAAUAUACAGUCUAGAAGGAGCCUUGACUAUUCAAUUAAAAAAUUGAACUUUAUAUAUUUUCUACCCAAAAGUGCCUCGGUUUUACCUAUUAACUUUUCUUUGCCCUUAAGUGGCAGGGAGUAGCACAAACCCAUUUAUAACAAUCUGAACUAUGCCACCACUUGCGUUUUAAAAUAAAAACUUAGAAAUAAUAUGCUGCAGUUCUCAAAUUGUUCUUUUUCUUACAACUCUGCCUAGUCGUGUACUGUAUUUCUUUUUUUGUAUGGCUACCGUAGUAUUUGCAUGUAAAAUGUAUUAUAUUACUGUGUUCCUUUGGUAUCAGAUAGUUAUCUUUUGGUAUGAUGGAAGCCCCUUGCUGGGGCAAACUUACCGUAAAGAUUUUGGUAGCCAGAUUAAGACUGCAAUCCUAAACUAUGUCUACCUAGCAGUAAACCCAAUUGAAUUCAGUGGGACUUGCUUCCCAGUAAAUGGAGAUUAGGAUUGCAGUCAAAAUCAAGUUCAACCUAAUCCAUUUUUCAGCCAAUUUAUUUUGCCAUUUAAGAUGCUGUUAGCUCUAGUCCUCCAGCUUCUCAUCCCUUCAGCUGCACGCCUUGGUCAUGAUCACACACUGAUAUAAUUCUUGUGAUUAACAUUGUAGUAGAAGCUUAGCAUCUAACAGGCAGGAUGUUUUAACAAUUUCAGGAUUACAGUGCAGCCUGGUUUAAAUAACUAGUUGGAAUCCUAAAACUAUCUUUUAACAGUAUAGCUUCACACAGAUAAGGGAAACCUCUUUUCUAAUCAUAGCACUGCUCAUAUACUGUGUUUCAAUAGUUCGCUUUGAAUUCAAAAUCUUUUUUUGCAAUCCAGUACAGUAGUAUUGGGUGCUCUGCAACCAUUGAAUUACCCGCUCUUUCUUCCUCUUGCCAAAGCCACAAGACAUUUGCCUUUAAUUGUAACCCUUGAGAACAUUUUGUCCUAAGUACAAUUAGCAGGGAGAGGAAAGAUUUGUUGUUGGAAUACUUGAUGUGAUGAUACUUUUAAGCUGGGGAAUGGGUUACACAUCAGACAGUCUAUUACAGGCCUUGAACUUAUGCUUUGACAUAUUACAUACCAAACAGGCUUCAGCUUCUCAUUUGUCAGAGGACGUUUUGCUGUAAAUAAUGUAUAUUGUGCAUUUGGUGUUUUUAGCCAUGGACAAAGAGGAUCACCCCCUCAUGUCUUUAACAGGGUGUGUGUGCAUAUAUAUGUAUUUACAUGCAUGUGCACACACAGGUGGAAGUAGACUUUCUGCUGAAAAUCUGCUUGUUUUUAUAUAAACUCUCCAGGAGCAAGGACUUGCCGGGGGGGGUCAUUUUUCAUGAAAUGGAAGCUGCAAGUUGGCAUGAGUUCACAGUUCCUAUGUUAUACUAUGCACACACUGCAUAUUCAAGUGGACUGUGCACAUGAGCAGAAUUUACCAUGUUAGCAUAACAGAAUAUUGUUGAAACUAACUUUUGAGUUUAUCAACAUAGUAGCUGUCUUAUCCAAAAUAAAGAGUAGCAUUCUGCCAUCCACAAAAAUUUAUAAGGGAUGAACAGAGAUUACCAUGCUUGGCAAGUUUGAGGCCCAUUAAAAAAGACUUUCUGUGGCCUCUGGGAUAGUGACUAAAAUACCGCCACUGCUGUGGAUAUGGUAGAUGUUUCUACUUCUGCCACCAAUUCAUUUCACUAAUUUAAAGAACCCUUAUCAAUGGGCCAGCGAAUUACCUAGGAUUUAGCAAACCUCCCAUAGUUUUAUACCGACCUUCGAGGGUUGGGGGGGUUUUGAGGAGCUCUUUUUUGAUGGUUUUGUUGUUGUUGUUGGGAGGGAGAGAUUUGGAAAAGGAUCUAGUUUCUAGACUUUCAAACAGUGCUGCUUAAGCAUUAACGGUGUGUGUAUUGAAACAAAAUGCAUUGAAACAAAAGCCACCAAUGAAGAGCCUGUAUGCUUUCCCCCAGAAUAAGGAUUUGGCAGCAUAUUAAAACAACUUAUUGGCACUACUGUAGCUAUUGGCACACACAUAAAUCUUUUUUCCCCCUAGCCUGCCUGUUUGUUUAUAACUGGGACAUGCAAAUUCAGGUUUCUUGCAGUGUGCUCUUGAGAGGCUUUGGCUAUGCAGAAGGUCUGAUAAAUGUUCUAAAAGGCAAGCAAGUAUCCUCUUCAAAACCAACAAAAUCAAGCCUUUAGAUUUGGGGCCCUCAUACCUUAAAAGACUGUUCCUUAUUUUACUCCAUUGUGUACUUUCAGAUCAACCAAGACUAUUCUCAUGAUUUAUGUGCCAAAUUCAAACUGCAAAGACACACAGAAUGGUAUUUUCAGUGGUUGUUCCACAAUGGUAAAAUUCCAUUCCCUUGUCAAAAUACAACAUGAAUACUAGUGUUCGUACACUAGGUUAAAAAACAACAACACAGAAGCAACAGUAUGACAAAACCCUUAUUAGGACCAACCUAAACAUUACAAAAACUACUUUCUAGAAGCACUGUAAGAGCUGGAACAGAUGCAUAGUUUGUACUACUGGGGAUGUGGGCAGGGUAAUCAAAUGUUUGAAUGAUUUCCACAUAAAAGUCUACCUGCACACACAAACCUAACAUGCUGGAGAGGGGAGGAAGGCUGGUCCUGGCUUGCUUGAUUACUACUUCCAGGAUCUCUCAUGUGGGCCCAAACAUCGGUUCUACCAACCUGGAUGAUUUAGCCCAGCAACAACUACAUCACAUGGGAGUUCUUCCCCAGACUACCUCAAGAGUUCUCCAAAGAUUUUCCUUAGCACACCUGGCCCAUAGCAUGUUAUUGGGUUCUUAUUGGUAGAGAUUAUACAUAAGAGCAAUACAGAGUGGCCAUGCUGCAACUGAUCUGCUUGGGGACAAUUUCAUCUGGUUCCUUUCCCUGGUUGGUGGCUGAAGAAAGCAGCAUAAAUCCAAGUUUGUGUUUGUUUUCUGUUCACUAUCUUGGGGGCUUCAGGUCAAAAGUUGGGAGCAGAAUAAUUGAAAAAAUUAAAUAGGGAACUGACAAAAAUGCUGCCUAGUGUUGACAUUAUACCUGAGAAGUGAUUUCAGAAAUGUCUUCCUUUUCAAGUGGUGCUUCAUCUAUAUUCCACAUAUUUGCACGAGUAGGCUCGUUUUAUACCAAUAUUGCAGACAUAGUAGUGGUUUGCCUACAGCUACUAGUGAAGCACAACUGACAUGAUGAAUGGUUGGUUUCUUGCUCACAAUUGGCCACUGCACCAUACCAGCUCUAGGGCAGUAUUCCAUGCUCAGUGGCGCAUAUAGAAUAUUGCCCUAGAGCUCGUAUAGUGUAGUGAAUCAUCAGAAAUUGAGUAUUGUGGACAGAAAAGGCCUGUGCUUGCCUUAAUCUUUAACUUGAGCAAAAAAAGCUUAAUUAUUCUUGAAAAGUGACAAAUUUAAAAAUAAGUUGUGAUGAAAGUGCCAUAAUUCAUACUGUUAUAUUUUUAAUUGUGUGCUUUAAAACAACCCUGGUCUUUUGUAAGCACUAAAAGAGUAUAAUUCUUUGUGACCUAUUUUGCUGUGAUAGCAGCAGCUUAUGAAAGCUGUGUAUUAGAUUUUUAAAAUGUGGUGUAAAAAUGUGUAUUAUAGCUUUGAAUUAGCUUACUGUUUUGUAUAUAUGAAUUUUGUAAAUCUAUUAAAAUGUGACUUGUUACUGUA
Messenger RNA from Podarcis muralis (Common wall lizard), 7615 nucleotides. It is a transcript of the gene GNA12, whose product is annotated as G protein subunit alpha 12. Gene Ontology annotation, biological process: adenylate cyclase-modulating G protein-coupled receptor signaling pathway; Rho protein signal transduction. Gene Ontology annotation, molecular function: D5 dopamine receptor binding; guanyl nucleotide binding; GTPase activity. The record is from RefSeq and is a predicted model, not a curated record. NCBI's taxonomy places the organism in Eukaryota, Metazoa, Chordata, Lepidosauria, Squamata, Lacertidae. Gene Ontology annotation, cellular component: brush border membrane; cytoplasm; heterotrimeric G-protein complex.